Pelagomonas calceolata is the source of this 1504-nucleotide messenger RNA. The record is from the annotation of a GenBank genome assembly. NCBI's taxonomy places the organism in Eukaryota, Pelagophyceae, Pelagomonadales, Pelagomonadaceae.
GUUUGGCCGUCAAAACAUCGUUUGCGUCGCGCAUUGCUGCCCGCGUGACGCAUACGCGCAUACGUUCCCAAGCUCGCACGCCGCGGCUGCCCGACGCCGUCGCUGCAGCAGAGCCACCCAGAACGGCUGCCCAAAGCUGAGCUGGGCCCAAAGCUGAGCCGGGCUGUCACAAAGCUGCCCGAGGCAGAGCAGCCAUGGUGAAAGCCGGCGUACCUGGCGCUACUUAUCAGUGGUCCAGUCAAGCCGCCUUCACGAAGAUCGAGCGCCUCACGCCCCGCGUCUGGCGCGUGGAAGCGGACGACGAGUCGUGCACCUAUGUCAUUGUCGGUACGGAGCAAGUGGUGCUGGUGGACGGCUAUGCUUCAGCUUACGGCCCCUGGGUCGACAGCUUCUUGAAAGCGGCGCUGCCUCACGCAUCGAAGCUGCCGCGGUUGUGCGUCAACACGCAUCGCGAGCGCGCCGGCGGCAACGCAUCUUUACAAAAACUCGGCGUGGAGGUCGCGGCUUCAGCAAGGCCUAGACCGGCGGCCCAACAUACCUUCGAGCCCUACACUAUUGAUCAGUGGCUCCACAACGAGGAGGCCAUUGAUCUAGGUGAUGAUCACCAACUGAAAGUGCUCCAGACGCCGGGGUACACACCAGACUCAUUGUGUCUCUGGUAUGCGGAGGACCAGAUCCUCUUCACGGGCGCCACGAUCAUUGCAUCCGAGGGGGAAGACACCGAGGCGCUGCACCGGUCCGCGACAUUACUACAAACCACGUAUCGCGGGCGCGUCGCCAAGCAGCAGACGCAUGAGAGGAAGGCGGCAUCAAUACCAAAGCCGACGCCAAAGAAGAAGUCGCUCUGGGGCACACUGAGAGGGGCCACGUCGUUGCUCCGGUCGGGUUCGAAGCAGCGCCUCGACGAGUUGCCGACGCCCUCGAAGACCACCAAGUACCGGACGACGCGCGACCACCGCGCGCGGCUCGUCGCCUUCUACGAGAAAUAUGACCCCUCGAAACUAAGUUCGGUCGAUGCCGUGUUAGAGGCUUGUGCGGGCAGCGAGGUUGAUAUGUGGAAAUUGUUGCGGGCGACGUACGAGCCCAUCCAGGAGGAGGCGAAGGAGGCGCCUCGGGUAAGGGUGCGCGCCGACGCGGCUUCGGAAGCAUCGAGCUUGUUCGAUCUGCGCGACUCGCUUAGUCGAUUGGCCUUCGUCGCCGAGGACGUCAAAAAAGUAUGUGGAGGCCGCGGCCCGGUGCUCGGACGCGACGCUCUCGUAGAUUUACUGAAGCUCGUCGAGGACGCCGUCACGCGCAAGGUGAAGCCUGUCGAACGGAGCGCUGGGAUCGUGUUCUUCGAGCGAGGGGACGCGUCUUUUAGAGCGAGGGCCUACGAGCUCCAGAUGUGACCCUCGCGCCCUCCUCUCGCGGCGACGCGCUGUCGGCGACCCUCGCGCUGUCGCGGCGAUGGCGUCACGCUCGCGCCGCCGAUGCGACCGGGAAAGUAAGAAUGGUGUGUGUCUUA